AAUGAACACAAACAGGUGGGAGAUUGCAACCUUCAUGUGGUCCGCUCUGUUUCGACGAAUGAAAUCAACCCGGCGUGCACAAUCAAAUAAUAUCAAAUAGAACAAGUUAUCCGACAACUUUAGGCUGUGCACGACAUACGCCAGAAGAAGAGAACACAGAAACAAAAUGUUGAAGUAACAGGCAGCAUCUCUGGAGACAAUGAAUGGGUGACGUUUCAGGUCGAGACCUUUGUUCUUUCUUCAACAAUGAACACUACAUAUCAACUCUUGCACGAUACCAAAUGUGUUUUGCAUUUUAAUAUCUUGCAUUAAUGUUUCACCAUGUGCCGGCGGCGCUCAGUGCGCAGACUCCCGCAUGCCGGCGGCGCUCAGUGCGCAGACUCCAGGCUGCCGGCCGUUCUCAGUGCGCAGAAUCCGAGCGGCUGGCGGCGCUCAGUGCGCAGACUCCCACGCCCACCAUCGCCAUGAAGAUAUUGGUUGCUAGGGAAGCCGCGUCUCCAGUUGUUAAGAUGGCGAGGCCGAGGGUUGUCCCGGAGAACACCGCGGAUUCUAAUGCAUUUCCUGCAGAGUUUUAUCACUGAUGGCCUGCGAGGAAAUUGAUCUGCGAGUGCAAGUUACUGCGGCAUCCAACUUUAAUGGAGCGUUGUCAAGAAUGGUGUUAAUCCCGCCGCCGAGUCCCGAGAAGUGCCGGGUCCGGACGGAGGGCACAACCCGGCCGGGGACUGAUUGAGGCGGAGAAAAACCUUCGACAAGCCUGAAGCCAGCCUCAGGAUGCAAAUGCAACGAACCGAGUCCUACUCAAAUAUAAAAACUCAGUUGGAGCCAGAAUGGAAUGAAGAACAGCAAAGAUUACUGGAAGCACAAAAAACAAAUAGGACUAAAGCUCGUAAAUUUACAUUGCAGACAAUCCGCAGGCAGAAAAUUUUGUAUUCCUUACAGAGCCCUCGAGGAGAAGCGCAGAGAAGAUGAGGAAAAAGAACAAAAACUUAGGGAGGAGGUACUUCAAGAGCGAAAACUGAAGCAACAAGAUGCAACUGAGAGAUUUCAAAGAGCCCAUCUCCACUCAUCACAACGCAGGCAAUAUAUAAUUGGCCAUAGAAACCAAUCCAUUCAAUUAGAUGCAGCUCUUGAACAGAUUCAUGGUUCAUUUUAUAUGUCAACUUCUCCAUCAUCUGCUGUUGCAGAGCCCACAGUCUUCACAGGGGCCACUUGUUUAUCCCCAAAUCCACCAGCUUACAGGCAAGCUACAAAUGUUUCCCACCACAAGAGUCAACUUUCAGCAGCUAAGGCUUAUGCCAAGCUUAUGCAAGAGAAAAGUGGUGUAAAUUUGAAAAACAGUCGGUUACGCUUUCAGCAGGAGCUGCAGGAGACACAGCGUCUCCUGGGAGAGCAACAACUGAAUAGUUUACAGGAAUUCCAAAAAGAAAUCAAUCAACUUAAUCAGACUCAAAGCUUAUCAAGCCUUGACAGCCUAGAAAUUGAGGAACAAAAUGCCGUACACACAUCAUCUUUGAAACAUUUUAUUGCCUCUGGUAAGAAAGAGUUUCAUCCUCUAAAAGCAGCACAUAUAAGUGCCUGGAUUGAUAACCUGGAUAAUAGCAGAACUCCUAUUUCGUCUCCUGAGAAUGCAAUAACAAAUGGAACUGAAGUUUCAACUAUAGAAGAAUAUUUGACUGACAAGCAACACACAUUUACUUCCAAAAGUACUGAAUCUAAAUGUCCUGACUUAACCUCUGUUUCUUCUACUGAAAUACAUCAAAAUGUAUAUUCAACCAAAUGUUAUAACAGCAAUCAACAUAAAGAAUCAGACAGUAAUUUCCACUCAGUACAAAGACAUCCAACAUACAUGGACCCUUCUGAAAGUCCAAAGGGCCAGUCUGCUCAUUCUGCAAUAACUCCUUGCAUUGCCUGGUCCACACCAGAUCCAACACCCAGAGAAACUACACAAUCUUCAGGAGUGAACAGCGGAUUCGAAUUUGUGCACCACGGAGAGUCUGCAUCAAUUCAUCCAUCAAAACUGCCUUCAGCAACGCCUAUCUUUUUAGCCUUAAGUCAGGUGUCACAAAUGAAUCGUGGCAGAGGAAAAACUGACAGCGCAAAAGAUAGUCAAAAAAUCCAAGAAGCACACUUAAUGCCAUGUGUUGGUACAACUAGUAAAUCUCCUAAUUCUCUUCUCACUUUCAACCAAAAUACUGAUACUUACAGUGAAAUUGAAGAAAACCAAACUUCACUCAACAAAUAUAAUUUUAAAGUCAAAAUCAGCCAUGAUUCUGUAGCAGCCAGUCAGAAUGCUGUUUCGUCUCAAGCAAAGUUUCAUUCGUCAGAAUCUGAUUCUGGAAUUAAUAUCACAGAAGGAAAAGAAAAUGAGCCAGUAACAUAUUCAUCAAUGUCCAGCAGCAAAUUAAAAGACAACAAGAACCCUAUCCAUGAAAAAAAAAACAAUUCUUUGAAGGGGAUACUUAAGAAAGUAUCAAAGUAUGGAAAUGGUAAAAACAAAUCUCCAUUGUCUGCCAGUAAUGUGCUCGGUAUUCACAUUGCAUCCUCUAUCAGAGAUAGCGUGGAGCUUAAAAAAAUGAAACAAGUGGAAACUGAUAAAAAACCAACAAAGAAAACGCUGAGAUGGCUGGAUGAGAUUGACCUAAUCAACCAGUUUAAGAAGGGGGAAGAUGAAUCUAUUGGAGAAGAAGCGGGAAGUACAGCAGACAUUAAAAAUUCAGGAUUAACAAAUCCGACUCAAUUACAAUCAUCCUAUUUUCCAAAUAAUGGUCAUAUUGUUAAUGUUCAGUCAAAUGUGAACAAUAACAAAGAAUCAAAAUGGAACACAGAUCAAAAGAUUGCUGCAAAUUAUGACCUAUCUGGCCUUCAGUUGAAUGAAACCCAGGGAAACAUAACAAUCGGAGCGCCUGUAAUUUCAGAAACAGUUUCUGCGACCAAUAGAAUAGUUUCAGAUGUGUCAUCCAAUGACCAUUUUACUAAAGAGUCUUGGACUGUGCCAGGAACUAGAAACAGAGAUCACAAAAUGAAUGCAAGAAAUAAUAUUACUGAACCUGAAAAAUCUUUCGGAGGAAAAGGGCAAACCAAAAUGGUUAAAAGACCUCAUUCAGCUAAAGUUUUUUCUGGUACGGGAAGCAACUGCAGGAAAGGCACCAUAAUCAAACCAAUAUCCGGCAGUGAAAUAAUUAUAUCUCAGGGUAAAAUCAUGGUGCCCCACCCACCACCCAAACCACCAAAUGACAGCAAGCAGAUUCAAAGGAUGUCUAUCAAUUAUAACAGCAAUUGCCAAUCACAGAUGCAUCCUGCGCAUGUUGUUGACAUAUGUUCCAACACACCGAUGAAAAGCAAGCCGUUAGAUAAAGACACCAUUGAAAAUGCAAUAAUCUCAGGCCUUCAGCCUCAGGUACAUUCUUCAAGAAAUAGGUAUUUUAAUAUCACAGCAUUUCCUUCCUCCUAUUCAGUCCGCUCAUAUGCAACUGCUAAUAAAGAAACCUAUUCAGUCAAUGCUACACAAGAUGAAAAUGUAACCAAUGGCACCAAACAAGACACGGGUUAUGGAGAGAACACUAUACAUUUGGAAUCCACCCCAACGUAUGAACAAAUUGCACUGCUUUGGCACGGUGUGCGUGAUGCCUUGGUACAAAGGGAUAUCACAACUGGUAACUCUCAAAACAGCUUAUUAUCUUGGAAUAAAGACCAUCAAACAAAUCUGCAAUCUCACCGACCUAAUGUCCCUCAUUUGACCAUUGAUGGAGGCAGCUUGUUGAAUGACACACAAUCAGUUUCCAGAGGAGGACAAUUAUUUUCUGCUCCUUCUGGUGCUAGAAGAAAGAACCCCGUGCCUGCAUACAGUAAUGGAGCAAAAUACAGAGCUCUUCUUCAGCAAAGAAGAAUAAUUAGCAGUCCAUUUGCAAAUAAAUCUGAUCAAAUGGGACAGAAAAUUCAGAUUCAACCAAUUCAAAGUGUCUUUAAUCCUGUAAAUGCCUCUCAGAACACCAAAGAAGAAGUUUCAGAAAGCACCGAACAGUUUAUGCUAGCAGAAAACCUCGUAGAAACAUCUGCUAUGGAUACUGACAUAUUAGCUGCUAUGGACGCAGUAAAAACACAACAACAUGUCUUUCUUCAAAACAAAGUAAAACGAUUAGGCCACAGUGCAUUGUCCUUUGAAGAACAGAAACUCCUUCAGUCAUUAGAUCGUCUCAAUCAAAGGUUGAAGAAUAUCCAAGAAACGAUUGAAGUAAGCCCACGUAAUGAUCUUCUACAGUUUCCAUCUCCUGUUAUCACACCUUUUGGUGUCAUUGGCUCAGGGUCUAGGCCCAUGCGAGUCAUUUCUGGAACCCCAAAACAUCACAAUGUUACUGCUUAUAACCAUGCACACAUUGAAAGCCAAUACUCAAGAAACAAGACAAGCUGACCAUUAUGAAUAGCUACAUAUGAGUUACUACACAUAUCCACUUUAUUCUGAGCUUCUUCCUACUGGUAAUGGCUUACUGUUCCCCUGUAUCCUCCUCUUCUCAUCUACCCAUGCCUCAAGUGGGGGAACCAUCACUUUCUAUAAUGCUAUUUAGAUCUGUGGAAUGAAUUUCACCUCAACUUGCAGCUAUGAAGUUCUUUCUCUUUAGGAGAUACUGGACUGGGUUCAACUAUCACUCUUCAGAUCGAACCGACGUUAACCAAAAUCAAAACGUACUCAUUCAAUGCCAUAAUGGUAGCAAAAGGAAGGUGAAAAAUUGGAUGAGAUCAAAAAGAGAAAGGAUAAAUGACUAAAAGGAAUUAAGACAUUUAAGUUAAAUUUGAGUCUAGAAAUUCAUUUUGCACAAAACAGUUUAUUUUCUGGUGUUAUGGAGUGAAAGUAAGAUUCUAUAAAGGAGGAGUAAUGUUUUUGACUCUAUUUUAAUAUAAAUCGUUCUUUCUCUGUUUUGUCUCUCAAUGUUUCUCUUGUAUCCAUUCCUUGUCUCUCCCCUUGUGUCUGAUGCAGUAUAUGCGUUAUAUUUCUGUUAAUAUAAAACUAUUAAGAACCACUGUCAUGUGUUUUGCUCAAUGACUAUAUUCAAUAGCGAAGCUGAGCUGAAAUCACAUAACUGGUUUUCCCCCAUGAACAGAAACAUCAGGUGUUCUAAGUCUUUGCACCUUUAAACAUAUUUAAAUGAAUUUGACUCGCUACCAAAACACUCAACAGAUUUUAGCCAAUAGAAAUAAUUUACGUAACACACUAUGAAAUACUUAUUAAGCUUGUGCAUCUAUGUGAAUAUGUGAAUUUUGUUUGAUUUUCAUUAUGAUGUUCUAAAUUUAAAUAUAUUCAUUAAUAAAUAUUGAACAAGGAUGAUUUGUAUUUUAUUAAUCAUGUGAACAUUGUAAUUGUAACAUUGUAAUGUACAUUUUUGAAAUCACUAAAAUGUACAGUGGACUAUCUAUAUAAAUCAAAUGUAAGUGUGUGCAUUUUGCAAUGUGCAAGCUUGGAUUUAUUUUACUGUUAUUUCUUGUUCCUUGUUUUAUUUUGAUCCUGACUACAUGUACAAAAUUUGAUUGCAUUUUGAGAUUGAAAUUUAACUGAAUAGUAGAAAGCCGGCGAGCACUUAUUUAGAUUUAGUCUAACUUUAUACAUUCUAGAAGGAGUUGUAAAACAUUGGAUAUGCUUGACAAAGCUGAUUUCUUAAAAUAAAUUAUCAAAUAUGGAUGCAAAAAUGUUGCUGGAUGUUGCAAAUUCAGGGUGUAAUAUUGAUUUCCUUACAUUCCACUUGUGGAAUAAUUUGAAAUAGUUAAAUCUGAGAAAUGUUAUCUCAUGGCGCAAUAUUUGUGUGUUAUGGAUCACAGAUUAUUUUGAAAAGUUAGGUGUAAGCAGGCAUUCCAUAUGUGCUGCUGUGUAUGCAUCUGAUACAAUAACAUGCAAAAUGCAAAGAAGUGCCCCACUCUGCCAAUGAAAUACAAAAUAGAUGGACAAUUUCUGUUGUGCCUGGGUGAUCUGUGGAUCUCUUAUAAUAAAUACUAGACCUACGUCAGUAUAAAUUAUAAGGUAUUAAUUUAGUAGGCUUCAAGUCUGCAUAGAGUGCUUGGAACUGCAUUCAUAAGCUCUAUGCAUUACAUACUUACCAUCUUAUUUGUGGCUCAAAGCUCCGUUUAGCAAACUGGCCCAUUCACAAUCCUGAACCUUCCCCCUCCAACCACCAACCUGCUCCAGAUAAAAGUUUUGAUUCCAACAUCUUUAUUAUUUCCCAGUCAUAACUCCAACCCACUCCCCAACAUGAACAGUGGAAGGGAGGUUGGUUUGUGUGAUGGUGUGGGCAGUAUCCACAAUUCUCUGUAAUCUCUUGAAGUCUUGGAUAGAAUUGUUCCCAAAUCAUGCUGUGAUGCAUCCUGAUAAAUCCUUUCUACGGUGCAUGUGUAGGAUUUGGUGAGAGUUGGCGGGGACAUGCUAAACUUUCUAAGCCUUCUGAGGAAGUAGAGGCAUUGGUGUGUUUUCUUGGCCAUCGCUUCAUUAUGGGUGGCCCAGUACAAGUUGCAGGUUAUAUUUACUCCUACUUAAAGCUUUCAACCAUAUCCACUAAGGUGCCAUCAAUGCAGUAGUCAAUAAUUAUUUCCUUUGUCUUACAGAGAUUGAAAGAAAGGUUGUUGUCUUGACACCAGGUCAUAAGGUUCUCAUUCGCCUUCCUGUACUCUGUCUCGUCAUUAUUUGAUAUCUGGCCCCCAAUGGUGAGAAGAGACAAAGGUUAAAGAAGAUUUAUGAGGCUUUACACACAAAGGGUGGUAGGUACUUGCAAUGCUAGCCAGGGUAAAUGUUCGAAGCAAGUAGAUAGCAUCUAGACAGGCACAUGAAGAGACAGGAAAUAGGGGGUUGUGGAUAUUAGCAACAAGAGGGAAUUAGUUUAGACAGACAUCGUGGUUGGCAUGGAUAUGGUGGACUGUGUGGUACUGUUCCAUCGUCUACAUUCAAACAACAAAAGAAGAAAAUAAAAGGUGCCCAUAACUGCUGUCAAUACAUUUUUAAGGAAAUUGGAAAUUGCACUGGUCCAGAUCUCAUGUUCCUACCUCUUAUGGUGCACAAGGUGGAAACAAAAUGUGCUAUUUUAAGAUUAUGCAGAGAUGUGAAACAUGUGAAAGGCAAUGUUUUGAUGCAUUGCCAUCAUUCGUAACUUUUUGAACACAAUUAUGAACUAAAAAGAAAGGAACUACUUCCUCCGGAGAUAAUUUUUGCCUCUGCUUCCUAAGACUUAUGUGGUUUUUUUGUACAGGUAUCAUUCAAUGUUUUUAUAUUUUUUGGUGUUCAGAUUGACAAGGCAUACACACCUGAGAUUUUAUGGAAAUUAAAAGGUCAUGAUCUUGUCUUUACCUUAUGAGAAAACUUGUUUGUUCUGAUCUGUGAUUUCCUUGGUGUGCAUUUCAAAAGUAACAACAUUUCCUGCUUCUGAAAAGUCAAAUGUUAUUAUAAUUUAUUUUUGCCAAGUGAUUAUAGAGCUGAAAAAUAACUUUUAAAUACUGAUUUCAUCUUUUUCAUUUUGUGUGAAUAUUAUGUCACAAA
Molecule: messenger RNA, 7510 nt
Organism: Leucoraja erinaceus (little skate)
Lineage: Eukaryota; Metazoa; Chordata; Chondrichthyes; Rajiformes; Rajidae
Gene: cep126
Product: centrosomal protein 126
Exons: 13
Coding region: 833-4408 (1191 amino acids)
Biological process (GO): non-motile cilium assembly; cytoplasmic microtubule organization; mitotic spindle organization
Cellular component (GO): midbody; centrosome; ciliary base
Source: RefSeq, a predicted model, not a curated record